Stomoxys calcitrans (stable fly) is the source of this 912-nucleotide messenger RNA. RefSeq names its product AP-2 complex subunit sigma (gene AP-2sigma). The transcript is spliced from 3 exons. Gene Ontology annotation, biological process: clathrin-dependent endocytosis; intracellular protein transport. Gene Ontology annotation, cellular component: AP-2 adaptor complex; membrane coat; intracellular membrane-bounded organelle. Gene Ontology annotation, molecular function: clathrin-cargo adaptor activity. Bases 97 to 525 code for a protein of 142 amino acids. NCBI's taxonomy places the organism in Eukaryota, Metazoa, Arthropoda, Insecta, Diptera, Muscidae. The record is from RefSeq and is a predicted model, not a curated record.
AAUUUCCUUUCGUUGUCUAUACCUUCUUUCGUCUUUCGUAGCAGAUAUCAGAUAUCAAUUUUAUUUUGUAUUUUGCAGUUCAGCUAAAUCGAAAAAAUGAUACGCUUCAUUCUGAUCCAAAACAGAGCAGGCAAAACUCGUCUAGCCAAGUGGUACAUGAAUUUUGAUGACGAUGAAAAGCAAAAACUCAUUGAGGAAGUGCACGCAGUGGUGACUGUGAGGGAUGCUAAACACACAAAUUUCGUAGAGUUUCGUAAUUUUAAAAUCGUGUACCGCCGAUAUGCGGGUCUCUACUUUUGCAUAUGUGUCGAUGUGAACGACAACAACCUGUGCUACUUGGAAGCUAUUCACAAUUUUGUCGAAGUACUCAAUGAAUAUUUCCACAAUGUGUGCGAACUGGACUUAGUGUUUAAUUUCUACAAAGUAUAUACGGUGGUCGAUGAAAUGUUCCUCGCCGGCGAGAUACGAGAAACUUCCCAAACCAAAGUUCUUAAACAACUCUUGACACUGAAUUCUCUGGAGUAAGGGAAGGGAUCCAUCACAAUUCUUGUAGUGUAGUUAUCAUUCCAUUAUGGGUUUUCGUAUUAUGUGUUCUGGAUUUUGCACGGAAAUCUCGCAAUUUAACCCAUAUGCAUAUAAAAAUAUUUUCCUUGAGAAUUUUGCUAAAGACAAAAGCCAUUUUCGAAUCUUUGUUUUAGUUUGUAAUUUUAUUCGCCCUGUAUUGUUCGGUUAUUUGUGAAAGUAUAACUUACCAAAAGUUUUCGCUAUAUUAAGAUGUGUAGUAGAAUGGAUACACACGCAAAGAGAUUUAAGCAUCGUUCAAAUAUUAUAAACUAUUGAUAUUGUUAAAUAAAUCAAAUAUGAAUGUAUAUGAUGAUGUAUUAUAAAUAAAUGAUAAUGCAUUCUCCAAUA